This is a messenger RNA of Aspergillus saccharolyticus JOP 1030-1, 951 nucleotides long. Its product is annotated as glycosyltransferase family 32 protein. The annotation marks the transcript as partial. The record is from RefSeq and is a predicted model, not a curated record. Gene Ontology annotation, molecular function: mannosyltransferase activity. Lineage: Eukaryota; Fungi; Ascomycota; Eurotiomycetes; Eurotiales; Aspergillaceae. Gene Ontology annotation, biological process: mannosyl-inositol phosphorylceramide biosynthetic process. The transcript is spliced from 3 exons.
AUGGUAUCUCUGCGAGUCCGGCUGCUUCUAGCGGCGGUGGCCGUCGUCACCGUCGCCGGCCUGCUCUUCCCCCUGCACGAACUUUACCUCCUCCUCCGCUUGCCCUUCGUCUGGAAGACCACCGCCGCGGAGUCGGUGCUCACGGCCCAGCGCGAUGGCUUCGACCUCACUUUCGCUGCCUACGCCGACAACCGUACCGCCAGCAACGAAACCGCCCGGGUUCCGACCCGUCUCCAUCACGUCCACUUGGGCCCCAAUGCGCCGCGGGCGGAAUGGCUGACGGCGCGCGCCCAGUGCCUGGAACAUCACCCCGGCUGGGAGACGUUUCUCUGGCAGGACGAGAACGCGACGGCGUUCGUGCAGAGCCACUAUCCGGAUCUGCUGGCCAUGUGGCAGAGCUAUCCGGCCCUGGUGCAACGGGUGGAUGCGCUGCGGUACAUGGUGCUGCACACAUACGGAGGAGCCAUUCUGGACAUGGACCUCGCCUGUCGCCGCUCGCUCGAGCCGCUGCGGGAGUUCGACUUCGUGGCACCCGCCGCGCACCCAGUGGGCAUCUCCAUCGGCAUGAUGCUGGCGGCGCCGAACAACUCCUAUGUCCGCGAGUUAGUGGACAACCUGCCUCGGUUCAACCGCCGCUGGUCGCUGCUCCCUUACAUCACAAUCAUGUUCAGCACCGGCUGCCAUUAUGCCUCAACCAUCUUCACCCUGCAAUCCCACCGCGCCAGCCUCCGUGUCCUGGCCGGCCCUCCCGACCGGCCGACCCUGCACAUGCUCAACGGAUUCGUGAACACUCCGCUCUUCCAGCACCUGGGGUCUUCCUCGUGGCACGGGCGGGACGCACAGUGGAUCAAGUUCUUUGCGCGCUGCGACCAACGGCUGGCCUUCCUCGUCAUCGUGGUCUUCCUGGGGUCCUUCAUCGGGGCAGUCGGCUUCUGCGUCGUGCGCGGCCGA